CUAGACUCAGAUUUCAAAGCUUCUACUUCAAACUUAUAAUUACUACCCGCCGGAAAAAAAAAAUAAUGACACAGCUGUUAAAAUAACAAGUAUUAUGAAAGGUCCAAGAGAGCCAAAAGCGGCUUUACACGCUAAUAGGAAAAGACGAAAAUCUUGUCGGAGAAGGCUACAGGUUCUGCAACUGAGAUUCGUCCCGUCGAAGACGGCGGCGGAGGCGAGGUCCAGCCUCGAGGACGGCCGGAGGGUGGCGUCCGCCGAUAAGAAUUCGUCGACUUCUUCUACUGAGUCUUCCGACGACAGCAGUAGAAGAGGCGAGCAGGCCACUGAUGCUUGCGGCGGCGGCGGCGAAGGGCCGUCGGCGGGGAGCAAGAUUGGGGACUUGGUGUACGGGCACGUGUCGAUGAUGGGGCGGAGGCGGGCGAUGGAGGAUAAGGUGACGGUGGCGCCGCUGGGGUGGAUGGCGGGGGAGUACUACUUCUUCGCGGUGUACGACGGGCACGGCGGGGAUAAGGUGGCGGAGAAGUGCGGGGAGAAGCUGCACACGUGUCUGGCGAGGCACAUAGAGAAGGCGAAGAAGCUGCCGGAGGAGAGAGAUAUUGACUGGGAGAAGGUGAUGGCUGACUGUUUCAUCAGCAUGGACGAGGAGAUUGACCGGAACGACGGGGCGCCUGCGCAGGGUGAGGAUUGCGCGGCGGCGGCGGCGGCGUACAAGAAUAUGGGAUCGACGGCGGCCGUGGUGCUGGUGGGUAAGGUGGAGAUGGUGGUGGCCAACUGUGGGGAUUCGAGGGCGGUUCUUUGCCGCGGCGGGGUGGCAAUCCCCAUGUCCACUGAUCACAAGCCUGAUAGAGAAGAUGAGAAAGAGAGGAUAGAAGCUGCUGGGGGCGAGGUCAUAAAUUGGAACGGCUGGCGUGUCCAAGGUGUACUUGCUACUUCUAGAUCCUUAGGUGAUCAGUAUCUGAAACCAUACGUAACCUCGGUGCCUGAGGUGAGUGUAGUAAGCCGAUCCGAUUCCGACGAGUUUCUAAUAAUAGCGACCGACGGUUUAUUCGAUGUCAUCUCCAACGAGGUUGCAUGCGAAGUUGUGAAGAGAUGUCUGGAUAAUAACAGUCGAAGCCGUAGACACGAGGCCGGUGCUUCUCAUGCAGCUACUCUGUUGGCUGAGCUGGCGAUCGCGAAGGGAAGCAAAGACAACAUAAGCGUCAUCGUUGUGCAGCUGAAUAAGUGA
Molecule: messenger RNA, 1225 nt
Organism: Erythranthe guttata (spotted monkey flower)
Lineage: Eukaryota; Viridiplantae; Streptophyta; Magnoliopsida; Lamiales; Phrymaceae
Source: RefSeq, a predicted model, not a curated record